GAGCCUCUGCCUGCCCCGAUCUGUUCGGUUCAUGUUCCAACCUCCCAUCGAAACCAAGGUCUCCCUCCAACUCUCCCUCAUUCCAACUCGAAACGGCGGGAAUCCAUUUCCCACCGGCUCGCUCGAGCCCCUCCCUCCGCCAAUCGCUGGUUGUCCUCCAACCCUCGUUCCCCUCCCCCAUCGUUGCCCCAUUCGGCAUUAUCGUGUCAUGAGAAGACGUCGUCGUGUUGUUGGAGUUUCGUUGUCUCCUUCUUCUUGUUGUUCUAGAAGAUGCAGGCUCCUUUCUUGAUGGUUCCUUUUGUCUGCUGAAAGAGACAAUGGAGCCCGAAAUCUUGGGCGAAUUGCUACUGGUAGAGCAACAAUUGCAGGAAGUUCAAGAUCAGAUAAAGCUUUUACUUGAUAAACAAGAAAAGCUAUACGAAAGGCAGUCCGAUUUGAAGGUCUUGCUAGAAGAAUGUAAAGCGCAUGGCGGCUCUGACGCAACUGUUUCAGUUUCUAACGAGAACUGGUCUGGGCAGUUUGAGUGGGAUGGGCGAGCUGAAGAUAUUCGUUUCAACAUUUUCGGGAUUUCAGCUUAUCGUGCUAAUCAGAGAGAGAUAAUCAAUGCAGUUAUGAGUCGAAGGGAUGUUCUUGUAAUAAUGGCUGCUGGUGGUGGGAAAAGCCUCUGCUAUCAACUACCUGCUGUGCUUUGUGAUGGUGUCGCACUGGUCGUCAGUCCAUUGCUUUCUCUUAUCCAGGAUCAGGUGAUGGGUUUGACUGCUCUAGGUAUCCCGACAAACAUGCUAACUUCAACUACUUCAAAGGAGGAUGAGAAGCUUAUAUACAAAGCCCUUGAAAAGGGUGAAGGAGAACUGAAGAUACUAUAUGUUACUCCAGAAAAAGUAUCAAAGAGCAAGAGGUUCAUGUCUAAGUUAGAGAAGUGUCAUCAUGCUGGGCGACUUUCGCUUAUCUCUGUUGAUGAGGCUCACUGCUGUAGUCAGUGGGGACAUGAUUUCCGUCCUGACUACAAGAAUCUUGCCAUCUUGAAGACUCAAUUUUCUGAUGUUCCAAUGAUGGCAUUGACUGCGACUGCCACCCAAAAGGUCCAAGCUGAUCUCAUAGAAAUGUUGUGCAUUCCAAACUGUGUAAAGUUUGUAAGUACUGUGAACAGGCCCAAUCUAUUUUACAAGGUAAUGGGGAAGUCAUCUGUUGCAAAGGUGGUCAUUGAUGAUAUUGCAAAUUUUAUUGAUCAAUCAUAUCCAAACAAUGAGUCUGGAAUUAUUUAUUGCUUUUCUCGGAGGGAAAGUGAGCAGGUUUCAAAGGAUUUACGCCAACUGGGUAUCUCUGCUGACUAUUAUCAUGCUGACAUGGACGCACAUGCCCGUGAGCGAGUGCAUAUGCUUUGGUCCAGUAACAAAAUACAAGUUAUUGUUGGCACGGUAGCUUUUGGCAUGGGAAUUAACAAACCAGAUGUCAGGUUUGUCAUACACCAUAGCCUGAGUAAGUCAAUGGAGGCAUACUACCAAGAGAGUGGUCGUGCUGGGCGGGAUGGCCUUCCUGCAGAUUGUUUAUUACUUUACAGGCCUGGUGAUGUUCCUCGACAGAGCUCUAUGGUCUUUUAUGAAAAUUCUGGCUUGCAAAAUCUUUAUGAUAUGGUGAGAUACUGCCAGUCAAAGGAGGCCUGCCGACGAAAUGCGUUCUUCCGUCAUUUUGGAGAGCCUUUGCAAGAUUGCAAUGGGAUGUGUGACAACUGUGCACAUGCUGUUGAAACUAAAGAAAUAGAUGCGACCUCCUGUGUAAAGGUUUUGGUCUCUCUUUUACAAGAGAGGCAUGGGAAUGAUCAAAGGAUUACCAUGUUGCAGCUGGCAGAGAAAUUGAAGCUAAAACUUAGAGAAACAGGACGUUCAACAGAUUGUGUACCAGAAUUGAAGAGGGAAGAGAUAGAGCAGCUAAUUGUGCAGCUUUUGUUAGACCAUGUCUUGAAAGAGGAAUUUCAACACACUGCUUAUACAACAAAUGCUUAUGUUACUAUAGGUCCCUUAUGGAGGCAAGCAUUGCAUGGGGAAAAGGCCGUGAAAUUGGCCAUUUGCACUGUGGACAGGAAUAAUUCAAGCACGACUAGUGUUGCAAAACAGUCCGUUGUAGAUGGCUUAGAAUUGGCCCUUGACAAAUUACGCAGGGACCUUGCUUCCAGCCACGGUGGAAUAUUUCCUCAUGCUGUUUUAUCAAUGCAGCAUAUCAGUACGCUGAGUGCCCACAAGCCCACAUCCUUUAAGCAGGUGGAGAAGAUAAUCGGCAAGACAAAGGCAGAGAAGUAUGGGGAUAAAAUUCUCCAACAAAUUCAAGGUUAUAUUGCAUCUGAUCAGCCAGAUGAAAAUUCAAAUGUAGAACCUGAAGAAAGAAGACAGAAACGUAACAAGCGCUUAAAGACCCAAAGAACUAUUGUUCAUGUUCAAAGCAGUGAUGAUGACAUUUAAGCACCACUUUUACCAUUAGUUCAUAGCAUAACACUUACUCUUGCGCCGUGUCCAUUUUAGUGACUGUCCAGAGUAGUCAACUAACAAAAAUUUGACUCCCAACUUUUGUGAUUCUGCUAAUUGAUAUCAGCUGGCGAAGCUAUUAAUGCUCAAAUUUGAAGCCAUGACAGGUUCCGACGUAGACAAACAUUGUGCUGUUGAAGAUGUGAUCUGCAGCAUUGUCAUCAA
Molecule: messenger RNA, 2684 nt
Organism: Nymphaea colorata (pocket water lily)
Lineage: Eukaryota; Viridiplantae; Streptophyta; Magnoliopsida; Nymphaeales; Nymphaeaceae
Product: ATP-dependent DNA helicase Q-like 2
Exons: 20
Coding region: 318-2456 (712 amino acids)
Biological process (GO): double-strand break repair via homologous recombination
Cellular component (GO): chromosome; cytoplasm; mediator complex
Molecular function (GO): four-way junction helicase activity; 3'-5' DNA helicase activity; nucleic acid binding
Source: RefSeq, a predicted model, not a curated record